CAGAUCUCAAGGGCAGGAGGUCUUUAGAGAGCAUGGGCUACAUAACAUAGGGGUCUUGCAGAAGGAUCAAAUGCCUGGUAUGGGACCCUGUGGAUAACAGGCAGCUGUAUGUAGGUCAGGCAGGAAACUUGGUUUCCCUGCCUAGUAUGCUUUAGAUAGGUUAUGGCCAGGCCAAGGCUGCAAGGUCCCAGAGGGAUCAUUUUGCAGGCUUUACCAGAUGUUCUCACACCCACAAGUCUGACCUUCACCCUGUCAAUCCCCUUCCACUCCCUCUGUUAUGUUGGAGAUUGCAGGAAACCUCUUUCUCCUGCAAUGUUCCUCCUGCAACUUCUACUGAGAAAAGUUAACAUAGUGGGCACUUUAAAAGAGAAAUGCUUAAAGGAAUUCUGUUGUUUAUCAGAAAGCAUUUAUUGAAGGGUUUGUUUGGAGCUGAGAGGCAGUAAGUUGAUAACCCACACGUCACCUCAAAGUUCAUAAGCUCCAGCCACACUGGUUGUUGUUUGAACAACUAGGCAUAGUCCCACUUUACGUCCUUUGCAUUAACUUUUCCUUCUUCUGGAACACUCUUCCCCUGGGUAUCCCCUCCUUUAAAUCUUUGCUCAAAUGUCACUCUCUCACUAUUUUAGUAUUGUACCAUUCCUCACUCCUGAUUAUUCCUGCACUAUUUUUUCCUUUUUCAAUAUAGCUCAUCCUUUUUUACUAUAUGGGGUAAUUUACGUAUGUAUUAUGUUUAUUGUCUGUUUCUCCCUGACAGAAUGCAAGCUCCAGGAAGACAAGGAUCUUUGUUUAUCAAUAUCUCCCAAGAGCCUAGAACUGAGCUUGGCACAUAGUAUUUGUGCCAAAUAUUUGUUGAGUGACUAAGUGAAUUACUGAGACAAACAUGAGAUAUAAAGGGGAAGAUAUAAAAUCAUCUAGUUAAAAUAUAUACCCACAUCUCUUGUUUUUCCCUACUAGAUAAAAUCCAAACUCGUUAUCAAGAUUCAAUUAAAAAGUCAUUCCUUCUAUAAUUUGGACACUGAUUGCUGCUGCAAGAUAGAGCAAGAAACAAGUUUUCCUCCUUUGACGGGUCAGCAGAAGAGGUAUUUGAUUCUGGUCUGGUUGAUUGCUGCCUGCACGUUUUCGGUUAAGCUAACACCAGUGCACUUUAGAAGACUUUGGAAACAGCUGGAAGACAGCAUUAAGCCAGCUAUAGAGGCAUUUACAGGAUUCCAUGACAAGCAUGGAGCCCUUGGAGAACAAAAAUAGACCCAUAGAGCAGAGGUCUUCAGUCUGGAGCAGGCAUACUCCUGCACAUCCUGGAAGACAGCCCAAGUACACCUGCAGUUUUAAGGAAACGGUUUUCCACAUUUCAACUUACAUUUCCCUGAAACUGGUCUGCUUGACAACAAGUCUGACUACACAAUAGUCCUCCUUCCAUUUUACAAAAGAAAAACAUCUCUUACAUCACAGUUCAAAGAGAAGGACAUAGGAAAAUACUGGUUUCAAAGAAAACUUUUGAAAAGGUAAUCAAGGCAUUUUUGUCCAUUGAGAGAUAAAUGGAAAACAAAAUGUGGUACAUACGUACAAUGAAAUUAUUCAGCCUUAAAAAGGAAGGCUGACACCUGCUCCAACAUAGAUAAACCUUGAAGACUUUAUAUUAAGUGAAUAAGCCCAUCACAAAAGGACAAAUACUGUAUGACUCCACUUACAUGAGGUACCCAGAGUGUCAAAUUCAGAGACAGAAAAUAGAAGGGCUCUUACCAGAAGCCGGAGAGAGCAGGGGGAAUGGGGUGUUAUGGCUUAGUGGGUAGAGUUUCUGUUUUUCAAGAUGAAGAGUUCAGGGAUGGAUAGUGGAGAUGGUUUCACACAGAACUGUACACUUAAAAAUGGUUAGGAUGGUUAAAAAGAAAACUAUCAGGCACGUUAAACCUAGGGGCUUCCUGUCAAAUACGUAUUUCUGUAAACGAUUUGGCUUUAGACAGCGAUACUUGAAAGCCUGUAUUAAGAUACUCUUGAAUCACAACGCCAAAGCAGUAUGGAUUAUUUAAAAUGCACGUGCCAUUUUUUGAUGGGCUUUUGAGAACCAGUGGCUAAAACUCACCAAUAGGAACUUCACAGUUUAAGAUUGUGCGUGCUUUUACAAAAUCAAAUAAUAUGAAAUAUUUAUUCCAAUUACAGUCAAUCCACAUCUCAUUCCAUCUAGUAAAAAUUUUAUUUUCUAUUUCCCUUUAAUUAAAAAAAUGCUUUAUUUAAACUGACACUGAAAAAGUUUCUCUGUCAACUUCAGUGUGCGAGAAGGUGUUAUAGUUUCCCCCCAAUUUUGUAGGCGCUACGCCGGCAAAUGCGUCUGGCUUUCAAAGCUCGCGAAUGUGUUGUGCGCUGCCCUGGGUUCGGUUUUGCGCGGUUCCCAAGCCGCCGGUACCGCUCCACGCGAAGGCGAGAAAGUGGGCGACUGCGGGAGCGCCGUGGGCCCGCCCCUCCGCGGCGGGGGCGUGGCUCCCCGUGGCCACCUGGCUCUGGGCUCUUCUUCCGCGAAGCGUUUGGUGAGUUCCCGCCAGAUGUUGAAGUUUCACUUCCAAUCGCCACUGCUGGCUCCUCCUCCCAAGGCCUUUUUCCGAAGCCGAGUCUUCUCCCUCUGGGGAGACGAGAGCGCCAGCAAUGGCCCCGCGGCGCAGAAAGGCGACGGGAGCAGCUUCGGAGGCGGAAGCCGCCGCCCCCAGGGUCUCGGCGCCGCGGGUGAAGGGCGCCCCGACCGAGCCUAGAGAGUCCCCGGCCGUCCCUGAGGCCGCCCGGCCCAGCGCGCGGAGGUGCGGCCCCGCCAGGCCGUCGGGAUCCCGGAGGGAGAAGAGCGGCCCGGAACCCCAGGAGAAGCGGCAGGUACGCGCGCGGCCGGUACGCGCGCGGGCUGCCCGCGCCGAGGACCGGGUGGAAGGUCCGCCUGCUCGGACCGAAGGGGUGAUGCCUCCCGCGGCCCCGGGGCCGCCCCUUCCCAGGCGUGCAUCUCGCCGCGAGGGCACCGCGCGCUCCGCUCGGGAGCGGAGACCUCAGCCCGGGCCCACGGAGGUUCCCGGCCCGCUGGUCCCAGUCUCCAGUCUCGGGCGCGGGAAGGAGGCGCCCGGCGCCUGGAAGCCCCGGGCGGUAUUGGACAAGUUGAGGCUGAGCCGCCAGGAAAUCUCUGAGGCGGCGGAGGUGGUGAACAGGCUCACGGACCACCUGCUGCGGAGACUGCAGAGCUGUGAGUCCGAGUUCAAAGGCGUCGCGCUGCUGCGCACCGGGAGCUACUACGAGCGCGUGAAGAUUUCUGCUCCUAAUGAAUUUGACGUUAUGUUCAAACUGGAGGUCCCCCGAAUUCAGCUAGAAGAAUAUUACAACAGUGCUGCUCAUUACUUUGUGAAGUUCAAAAGAAAUCCCAAAGGAAAUCCUCUGGGUCAGUUUUUAGAAGGGGAAAUAUUAUCAGCUUCUAAGAUGCUGUCCAAGUUUAGGAAAAUCAUUAAGGAAGAAAUUAAAAAUAUUGAAGAUACAGAUGUCAUGGUGGAGAGGAAGAGAAGAGGGAGCCCUGCAGUAACACUUCUGGUUAGAAAACCUAAAGAAAUAUCUGUCGAUAUAAUCCUGGCUUUGGAAUCCAAAAGCAGCUGGCCUGCUAGCACCAUGGAAGGCCUGCCCAUCAGUAACUGGCUUGGAGCAAAAGUCAGGAACAGUUUAAGACGACAGCCAUUUUACCUGGUACCCAAGCAUGCAAAGGAAGGAAGUGGUUUUCAAGAAGAAACAUGGCGUCUGUCCUUCUCUCACAUUGAAAAGGAAAUUUUGAAAAAUCACGGACAAUCUAAAACAUGCUGUGAAACUGAUGGAGUGAAAUGUUGCAGGAAAGAGUGUUUAAAACUAAUGAAAUAUCUUUUAGAACAACUGAAAAAAAAGUUUGGAAACCGAAAGGAACUGGAUAAGUUCUGUUCUUAUCAUGUGAAAACUGCCUUCUUUCACGUCUGUACCCAGGACCCAGAUGACAGUCAGUGGCACUCCAAGGAUUUGGAGCUCUGCUUUGAUAACUGUGUGACAUACUUUCUUCAGUGCCUCAAGACAGAACAACUUGAGCAUUAUUUCAUUCCUGAAGUCAAUCUCUUCUCUCGAGACCAUAUUGACAAGCUAAGUAAAGAAUUUCUGUCAAAGCAAAUUGAAUAUGAAAGAAACAAUGGAUUUCCAGUUUUUGGUGAAUUUUGAAAUUAUAUUUUUAAAAAGAAUCAAGAAUUAGAGUGACUUUAUAAUCAUUGAAAUGCAUCACAGCAAUGAUUGACUAAAAUGAUUAUUCAGCUCUCUGUUUCUCUUCAUAAACUCUAAUCAAUAUAAAAGGAUGGAUUAUCCUAGGAAACAGAUUAUUCAAGGAAUAAGAAGCAAAGGAGUAUUUAAAAUAUAAAAGCUUUACCAGAGUGGCAUGAAACGAAGGACAAAAUACAUAUCACCUCAAUUAAAUUCAUCAAGCACUGACUGAACACCACCUCUCACCUAGCACAGAUGUGUGGAAGGAGGCAAGGUCAUUGCCUCCACGAACUGGUAGGUUUUGUUUAACAUACAAAUAUGUUUGGAAGCCAUGUCCUGUCCUAUGUGUUAGGAUAGGUAAGAAGGAAAUGAAAAAAUAGGUUCUGUGUGUCCUGGGAAAUUCUUAAUCUUUCAUAGAAAAAUAUAGGAUACUUUUCUACACAUGGCUAAAUAUAAAACAUAACUUACUUUCUUUUAAGUAAUACUUUUAUAUGUAUUUCUGAAAAGGCAAUACACACAUGGUACAAAACUCAAAGAAAAGGGUAUGGGAUAAAAUGCCAUCCUCUCUCCUCUGCACUUAGGCAGCAUUCAACUUGAGGCAGUUGCUGUCUGUUAACUUUUUCCUAUUCAGAUAUUUUGCACAUUUUCUUACUGGUUUUUUUUUUAUUGUUUUCUCAUUGUCAUUUUGUUGUCAUUCUCAUAUCAUGAAUAACUUCUGUGUAGACUGUCUACACCAAUUUUUGUGUCUUCUAGUGAGAAAGGUUUUAAAAAUUAAAAUAUUGAAUGUAUCAGU
Molecule: messenger RNA, 5023 nt
Organism: Orcinus orca (killer whale)
Lineage: Eukaryota; Metazoa; Chordata; Mammalia; Artiodactyla; Delphinidae
Gene: CGAS
Product: cyclic GMP-AMP synthase
Exons: 5
Coding region: 2638-4194 (518 amino acids)
Biological process (GO): paracrine signaling; negative regulation of double-strand break repair via homologous recombination; positive regulation of type I interferon production
Cellular component (GO): nucleus; cytosol; site of double-strand break
Molecular function (GO): 2',3'-cyclic GMP-AMP synthase activity; double-stranded DNA binding; chromatin binding
Source: RefSeq, a predicted model, not a curated record